AUGAAGCUUUCUCUCUUCCUCGCUACGGUCCUUUUGGCCAGCGGCUCUCUUUCACGUCCGGCUCGUAAUCGUCGAGCAGCACGAACAUUCGGCUCUCAGCCCCUCAUUCGUGUCCCUGGAAAGACUGAUGCCACUGAAACCAAUGGCACGGCAAACGUCUCAUACUCCUCGAAUUGGUCUGGUGCUGUCCUCGAAAGCCCACCAUCCGGAGAGUCCUUCACGUCUGCCGUUGGUACCUUCACCGUACCUGCGGUCUCGGCCGGUACAGGCAGCGCGAGCUCGUGGUCCAGCAGUGCGUGGGUCGGCAUCGACGGCGACACGUACGGCAACGCCAUUCUUCAAGCUGGUGUAGACUUUACUAUCGACUCGUCAGGCAGUGUGACCUACGAUUCCUGGUACGAGUGGUACCCGGACUACGCGUACGACUUUGACAACUUUGACGUCUCGGAAGGAGAUGUCAUUACGAUCUCUAUCGCCUCGAGCAGCAGUUCCGAGGGCACCGUUACCCUGACCGACGAGACUACUGGGCAGAGCGUUAGCCAAACGCUGAGUGCGCCAAGCAGCGAUGCGACGCUCGCAGGCCAGAACGCGGAGUGGAUUGUUGAGGACUUUGAGCAAAAUGGCAGUCUCGUGCCGCUGAGCGACUUCAACACCGUCACUUUUACCGAUGCAUCGGCCACGACGGACUCUGGAGAUUCCGUGGGCUUGAGUGGGGCUACGGUGAUUGAUCUUAAGCAAGACAAUAGUGUUUUAACCUCAGUCACGAUUGAGAGCGAUUCCUCAGUAGAGAUUACCUAUGUCUAGGAUUCUUUCAGGGAAAUUCAUAGCACAGGGGCAGAAUUUGCAGAGAUCUCUUCUUUUUUUUCAUGUCUUGAUGUUGUAACUAGAUGACUUGCGGAGGAAUUGGGGUUUCUUCUUUACGUCGGGGGGUGUUGGUGUUGGAAGUUACCGUGCUAGUCCCUUGAUUAUUUAACUUACACACGGACAAAGACAAAGG
Messenger RNA from Mytilinidion resinicola, 997 nucleotides. RefSeq names its product putative aspergillopepsin. Bases 1 to 804 code for a protein of 267 amino acids. Gene Ontology annotation, molecular function: glutamic-type endopeptidase activity. The record is from RefSeq and is a predicted model, not a curated record. NCBI's taxonomy places the organism in Eukaryota, Fungi, Ascomycota, Dothideomycetes, Mytilinidiales, Mytilinidiaceae. Gene Ontology annotation, biological process: proteolysis. The transcript has a single exon.